UUCCCAGUCCGCUCGGCCACCAGCUUUGACCGCCCCCUCCGCUCCCCUCCGCUCCUGCUCCUCCCCAUCCCACUCCCCCGCAGGAGCGGCGGCGGCGGCGGCUAGGCGUGUCCCCCACCUCCCGAGCGGCACCCGCGGCGGCAAAGGCAAGAUGUUCGGGCGCGCGCCGAAGAAGAGCGACAACACCAAGUACUACGAGAUCCUCGGGGUGCCCAAGUCCGCGUCCCAGGACGACCUCAAGAAGGCAUACCGCAAGGCCGCCAUCAAGAACCACCCAGACAAGGGCGGCGACCCCGAGAAGUUCAAGGAGCUUGCACAAGCAUAUGAGGUUUUGAGUGACCCAGAGAAGCGUGAGAUUUAUGAUCAGUAUGGUGAAGAUGCCCUCAAGGAAGGAAUGGGUGGAGGAGGAGCCCAUGUAGAUCCAUUUGACAUCUUCUCAUCAUUCUUUGGACCCUCUUUUGGAGGAGGUGGUGGCAGCAGCAGAGGCAGAAGGCAAAGGAGGGGUGAAGAUGUUGUGCAUCCACUUAAAGUUUCUCUAGAAGAUCUUUACAAUGGUACCUCGAAGAAGCUCUCGCUUUCGCGUAGUGUCAUCUGCUUGAAGUGCAAGGGCAAGGGCUCCAAGUCUGGUGCUUCAAUGAGGUGCCCAGGUUGCCAGGGUUCAGGUAUGAAGGUCACCAUCCGCCAGCUGGGUCCUUCCAUGAUACAGCAGAUGCAGACGGCUUGCAAUGAGUGCAAGGGGACUGGAGAGAGCAUCAACGAGAAGGAUCGCUGCCCAGGGUGCAAGGGUGAGAAGGUUGUUCAGGAGAAGAAGGUUCUGGAAGUUCACGUUGAGAAGGGGAUGCAGCACAACCAGAAGAUCACUUUCCCUGGUGAAGCUGAUGAAGCGCCUGAUACUGUCACCGGAGACAUUGUAUUCGUCCUCCAGCAGAAGGAUCACUCCAAAUUCAAGAGAAAGGGCGAUGAUCUCUUUUAUGAGCACACCUUGUCUCUGACUGAGGCUCUCUGCGGGUUCCAAUUUGUUCUUACACAUCUGGACAACAGGCAGCUUCUCAUCAAGUCAAACCCUGGUGAAGUUGUUAAGCCUGACCAAUUCAAGGCGAUAAAUGACGAGGGGAUGCCAAUGUACCAGAGGCCUUUCAUGAAGGGGAAGCUUUACAUUCACUUCACGGUAGAGUUCCCAGACUCGCUGGCACCAGAGCAGUGCAAGGCUCUUGAGGCAGUACUUCCACCGAAGCCUACAUCCAAGCUGACAGACAUGGAGAUAGACGAGUGCGAGGAGACCACUAUGCAUGAUGUGAACAACAUCGAGGAAGAGAUGCGCAGGAAGCAAGCUCAGGCUGCCCAGGAGGCAUAUGAGGAGGAUGAUGAGAUGCCUGGAGGAGCCCAAAGAGUUCAAUGUGCACAACAGUAAGCAGAGCGUAUCAUCAAGGGACUUUGCAGCACUGCACACGUGAAGUAAUUCUGCAAGGUUUGCGGUGGGCUUUUGGACCCCGUGUGAUCUCUCGUUUUGUUGUCGGAGUUAUGAAACAGAGGAAGCUGAUUCUGAUUCUACCCCGUUGGGGGCAGGGAAUGUAUCCUUUUUGCUGCAACUGAAAAAUGCUACCCAGGCGUAGCUGGCUACUUUUAACUGUUUUGUGAGACUUGGUAGGGUGCUUUUCUAUAUAGGCAACUUAAUGUUUGUUGCGUGCUACAGUAUGACAACGCACAUUUGAAUUUUGAAUGACUCAAGUAUCUUAUAUCGAACUAGAUGCUCUUAAUCGUGUGACAAA
This is a messenger RNA of Panicum hallii, 1769 nucleotides long. RefSeq names its product dnaJ protein homolog. Gene Ontology annotation, cellular component: cytoplasm; cytosol. The record is from RefSeq and is a predicted model, not a curated record. Gene Ontology annotation, biological process: response to heat; protein refolding. The transcript is spliced from 6 exons. Bases 152 to 1411 code for a protein of 419 amino acids. Lineage: Eukaryota; Viridiplantae; Streptophyta; Magnoliopsida; Poales; Poaceae. Gene Ontology annotation, molecular function: ATP binding; Hsp70 protein binding.